Penicillium alfredii is the source of this 783-nucleotide messenger RNA. RefSeq lists its product as uncharacterized. Lineage: Eukaryota; Fungi; Ascomycota; Eurotiomycetes; Eurotiales; Aspergillaceae. The record is from RefSeq and is a predicted model, not a curated record. Bases 1 to 783 code for a protein of 260 amino acids. The transcript is spliced from 2 exons.
AUGGCACCGAUCACUCACACCCUCGACCCAAAGGGGGACGUGACCCUUGUGGCUGCUGCCCGAGACGAGGAUAACCCACAUGAUGAGACUCGAUUCCCAGUCUCAUCAAGGCACCUAACUCUUGCCUCGCCUUACUUCGAAACACGGCUCAAGAUCUGCUGGCCCGAGGGCAAAGUCCUCUCCGAGCAGGGUAAGGUCGAAAUGGCCAUGCACGAUUGCGAUGCGGAUGUUCUUUUGAUCAUCCUCAAUAUCUUACAUUGUCACCUGUGGCAAAUCCCACAAUCAGUCACACUCGACAUGAUGAUCGACCUUGCCCUGACUACGGACUUGUUGGAGUGCCACGAGGCCGUGAAUGUUUUUGGGGCUCAUGUGGGUAGACGGGCUCAAAGACAAGAUGUCACGUUCGAUAGAAGAGGUCACCAAGAAGUGGAUCAUGGUGUCCUCGGCCCCAUCGACACUGGCAACUUGCCGAUCCCCAAAUGGAUCAGAGGUAAAGAAACCCCCCUCCCCACAUGGAAAGAAGAGAGGUCGAGAGACAGGGACUUUAUGGCUAAUUUUAGAGAUCCAGACGAUAUUGACAAUGAGAGGAUCGCUUAUUUGGAAAAGCUCCUUCGGUUGAUGGAAAAGCAUAUCUUCCAACUGGCAACCGUGCCCGACAUAUGUUCGACGAAGUGCGACGCCCUGUGCUUGAGACUGGCGUCAGCCCCAGCUCUGCCGCCGCUCGGAUACUGGAAUAACGACGCUGUUCAGGUGAUAACCCAUUUUUUUUUGACGUAUGUCUGA